Messenger RNA from Xiphophorus hellerii (green swordtail), 1737 nucleotides. RefSeq names its product interferon alpha/beta receptor 1b-like. The record is from RefSeq and is a predicted model, not a curated record. Gene Ontology annotation, biological process: cytokine-mediated signaling pathway. Gene Ontology annotation, cellular component: plasma membrane. NCBI's taxonomy places the organism in Eukaryota, Metazoa, Chordata, Actinopteri, Cyprinodontiformes, Poeciliidae. Bases 131 to 1339 code for a protein of 402 amino acids. The transcript is spliced from 8 exons. Gene Ontology annotation, molecular function: protein binding; interferon receptor activity.
AACGCGGCUAGAGUCAGGAAGCUCGGCGUCACUUCGAGCAGGACUGAUCAGAGUCGACAACAUCCGAGCCAGCACAAUGAAGACCUGAUCGGAAUUAAAAAUAAAAGGUUUAUAUGGUCAAAUAUCAACCAUGUUGGCCUUGGUUCGCCUCUGCCUUCUGUUUGUGUGCCUUAAGGGCAGCGCAGCUGAAGCAGAGCUGACCCCUCCUGAUGACCUCUUCAUGUUGAGCUUAAACACCAACUACACUCUGGCCUGGGACUGGGACCAGAGCGCUGCCGGAUCCGACUCCGCCACCUUCACUGUGCAAUACGCCGGGAAUCACCAGCUGAAGAAGAGGAACCCAAAGUGGACCACGGUGUGUGCAGAGACCUCUGGGAGGUCAUGUGACCUCACGAGGUCAGGACUGAACUACCUGGGCGUUUAUGUGGUCCGCGUUCAGACCAACCUGAACGGACGUCACUCAGUGUGGAAAUCGCUACAGUUCUCUCCCGAUAAAGACGCUGUUCUUGGACCUCCGUCUAAAGUUCGGCUUAGUGUGUCUGGAAGAACUCUGGAUAUUUUCAUCACCGACCCCCAGAACAGCUCCAACAGCUCCAUGAAGGAUCUCCUUAAUAAGCUGUCCUAUGAUAUUGUUUACUGGGAACAGCCUGAAGAUGGGAAGGGUUCGAUGCCGGAGACGACAUCCAUCGUGGGCAACUUGGUGACCCUGUCCAGCAUCAAACCCUGGACCCGGUACUGCAUGCAGAUCCGAUCCCGUGACGACUUCUACAACAAAACCAGCACAUUCACGGCGCCUCUCUGUGCCCAGACCGAAGGAGUUGUUCCUUGGUGGAAGAUCUUCAUGUACUUCCUGCUGUCGCUGGUGAGCUGCUUCCUGAUGGUGCUGCUCUUCCUCUACGGAGGCCAUCACUGUUUCCAGAUAUGCAAAGCAACUUUCCUUCCUAAUGAGAAGAUGCCCUCCUACAUUAAACAGCAUGAGGGUGACUACCCAUGCCUCAUCGUCUCUGACUACGAGUCGGACCUGUGCGAUCCUGUGAUCGUCUGCCCAGAGUCAGCCAUCCUGGUGAUUAAUCCAGCUGUGGACUCUGCAGCGCCCCCAGCUGGCCUGGACCAGGACAGAAGCAGCAGGCACAGCCGCCAGAACAGCAGCAGCAGCGGAGAUUCUGGAGUUUAUUCUGCAGGAGGAAACUCCGGUGGCCUGCAGCCCAAGGUCGCCUCGACCUUCACAGACGUGAAUCCCGGUUUCGACUCCGAGAAGCUGAACAUGCUGAGCAUGAACUCAGAGUUUAAAGUUUUUCCCGCCGUCCCAGACGAGGGAGUCGUAGACAUGGAGGUCUGAAGAACGAGAGGCUCGUUUUCCACCUGUAGGGGGAGCUGUUCGCUCAGAAACUGAAAAAACCUGAUGGUGACACAUGCUGGUUCUGGUUCUGGUUCCACAGGAAGGACUGUUGAUGUUGCUGUUUUAAUCGUCAUCUGUUGUAAAUCAUGUUGAACUGAAGCGAUCUGCCAUCUUUUUUUUUUUUACUUUGUGUCAUCUUGUUGUUGUUAACUGUCAUUGUUGGCGUGCUGCAGCAUUUAUUAAUAAGCAUUAAUUUUGAAUAUUGAUUGAUUAAUGAAACAGGAUAUAAUGAAUUUAGUGCUUCAAACUGGCUUACGGCAAACAUUUUAUGAAGUUGUGUUAGAUUGUCCAUGUGUGAGCUGCUUCUGUACUUUCUAAUAAACCUAUUACGGUCCAUG